CUCGAAGCCCGCACCGAACCGCGCCGCCGCCAGCGAGGGGCUCCGGCCCCGAUUCCUUUUCGGGGCGGCGCGGCGGGCGAGGCCCCCGGCCGCGCUGCGGAUGAAGCGCCCGCCCCCGCCGCCCCCGGCGCGGUAAGAUGGCGGCCGCGGCUCAGGCGCUGAGCGGCGCGGGGCUGCUCCUGGCCGCCGCCGCCCUGGCGCUGCUGGCCGUGGCCAUCGGCACCGACUCCUGGUACGAGACGGACGCGAGGCGGCACCGCGAGCGCUGCCGCGGCUUCGGCCACAAGCGCAGCGACCCGCCCGGUUCCAUGUCGGCGCCCGGCUCGCACCUGCCGCUCCGCGCUCGGCCCCCGCGGGCUCUGCUGCCCGGCAGGCCCCCGGUCCCCGCCCCGGCUGCCGCCGCCGCCGCCGCGCUGGACUCGCACUGCGGCCGCCGCUUCAACUCCACCGUCUCGGGGCUCUGGAGGCGCUGCCACCGCGCGGGCUACGAGCCGGACAGCGAGGAGCUCAUCCGGAAAGGAGUUAUUCAGCGCUGCACUGCUGUAAAGUAUCACUACACCUCGAGCUCUCUGCCACGCAACUUACCCAUCAACAUCACCAACACCAUCCGGCAGGAUGAGUGGCAUGCUCUCCAUCUUCGGAGGAUGACAGCUGGCUUCAUUGGCAUGGCAGUCUCCAUCAUCCUGUUUGGGUGGAUCAUUGGUGUGCUGGGGUGCUGCAAACAGCAGGAGCUCAUGCAGUACGUGGCUGGACUGCUCUUCCUAAUGGGAGGUACCUGUUGCAUCAUCUCUCUCUGCACGUGCGUAGCUGGGAUCAAUUUUGAGUUGUCACGCUACCCUCGCUACGUCUACGGGCUGCCAGAGGACAUCAGUCACGGCUAUGGCUGGUCCAUGUUCUGUGCCUGGGGAGGCCUGGGCCUCACCCUGCUGGCUGGGUUCCUCUGCACUUUGGCUCCGUCCCUCAACACUUCGCGGGCAUCCGUACAAAAACCCAGACAAGAGAACGGGGCUGUGUGACCUCAGCGGGGGCGAGGAGAGACUCUGGAAAGCGCAGCCUGGGCAGAGCUGUGGGUUAACACCAGAAGAGGCGGCGUGUCGGUGUGAGGAGAGGUGCCAUAGCUGUGGAAAUACCGGCCUGGGGGCUGCUGCUACAGACUCCAGCCAUGGAUAUUGCAAGUAACUCCAGGUUUGAAUUAUUGCCGAUUUGCUCAUUGAUGGUUUAAGGGGGGACAGUUCUGUUUUGUUUUUCUUCUGUUUACAAGGGAUUAAGUCCAAGGCUGUGUCUUCUUUUGUGUUGUUUUUUGAACUGUACCUCCAUGGUCCUGUUACUGUCCAGUUGUAAGGGAUGUUUACGCACCAACUCUAUUGCUGCAGGUCUGUGUAAUGCAGACCCAAAUUAGGAAGAGAAGCUAUGUGAAGUUGGCUUGAACACUUUUGCAACAGACUGGUCCAGUGUUGGCUCAGGCCCUUAUUUCCCAAAAGAACCGUGAUCUAAAGCCGGGGUUUAGGCCAAAGAAUUAGCCCAUCAUUAGUAUUAAUUCAUCUAAAGCAGAAAUCUGUGAUAUUCUAUGCUGUAGUAUCAGUUUUUACUCACCACUAAAGCUGUUUCCAAAAGGAGCCUGGUGUAACUGAGCAGCAAGACUGAAAAAUCUCUUCCUGGCUUUAGGAAAAGGCGGGUAAGUUUUUUCUUCAGCUUCUUGCACAGGUCAGGUUACUCAUUUGGCUAACAAACAACACCUUGUUUCAAUGAAGAGAUGCAUGUAACAUGCAGCCUAUAACUGUCCUAGUAGAGGCCAGGAAAAAGUACGAUAAAGCUGCUGGGAUCAGCCUUCUUCACCCAAGUAACUUGUGGGUACAGUUCCCAUUCUGUAAAAGGGGAUGAGUUAUUCUCCCUGAGCUCAAACAGCAGUACUGCUAGUAUCCCAGAAUGUACAGCCCCCUCUAAUAUUCAUGUCCAAAGGAACUGCAGUGUGUUUUCCUCAGGAACGUGUGGCUUCUGCUCACUUCACCACUCACCCCUUUACAAUGCCAAACACCCCGAGCACAGCACAGCAAGAACACACGUGCUCUGCUGGAACAAGUUCCCUCUCUAGAGUGAGCAGCAGGGAUCUUGGAACCAGUGCAAGUACUAUGGCUAACUCAGGAACACCCGCCAAAGUACUCUGGGUGCAUUUUUCUUUCAUUCAUCUAUUCUUUCUUCCCUCACAUCCCCCGCCCCUCUCCCAAGUGUCCAAAAACUGCACAGGCAAGGAUGAGAUGGCCAGCAUUUGGAGAUGUUUACAUUGUAUUUCAAAUACAAUACAGUGGCAUGUAAGAUACUUAAUGCUAAAGUCAGUGUAUUUAUGAAAAGUGUAAUUUUUAAAUGGAAGUUGUAAUUCUCAACUGGCAUUAAAACUACUGAAAGACUU
Molecule: messenger RNA, 2407 nt
Organism: Lagopus muta (rock ptarmigan)
Lineage: Eukaryota; Metazoa; Chordata; Aves; Galliformes; Phasianidae
Product: transmembrane protein 178B-like
Exons: 4
Coding region: 138-1016 (292 amino acids)
Cellular component (GO): membrane
Source: RefSeq, a predicted model, not a curated record